Molecule: messenger RNA, 2502 nt
Organism: Eleginops maclovinus (Patagonian blennie)
Lineage: Eukaryota; Metazoa; Chordata; Actinopteri; Perciformes; Eleginopidae
Gene: got2b
Product: glutamic-oxaloacetic transaminase 2b, mitochondrial
Exons: 10
Coding region: 100-1386 (428 amino acids)
Biological process (GO): biosynthetic process; L-aspartate catabolic process
Cellular component (GO): mitochondrion
Molecular function (GO): pyridoxal phosphate binding; L-aspartate:2-oxoglutarate transaminase activity
Source: RefSeq, a predicted model, not a curated record
CUGACGUCAGCGCGUACUCAGAGCGUCGCAUCGUGGUAGUGGCUGCCCUUCACAUCCGUCCACAUCCUCCGAGGCUCUGCUCUCUGCGGUAACUCAACCAUGGCCCUGCUCAAGUCAAACAAGGUGAUCUACUGUCUGGGGAACAUUUCUCCUUCCCUGGGAGUCCUGUCCAUCCGCAACAGCUCAUGGUGGGGUGGGGUGCAGAUGGGUCCCCCCGAUCCCAUCCUGGGGGUGAGCGAGGCCUUCAAGAAGGACAGCAACCCCAAGAAGAUGAACCUGGGAGUGGGAGCCUACAGGGACGACCAGGGCAAGCCCUUUGUGCUCAGCUGUGUCCGCAAGGCCGAGGCUAUCAUCACAACCAAACAGAUGGAUAAGGAGUACCUUGGCAUUGGUGGUUUGGGGGAGUUCACCAAGUCUUGCGCCCAACUGGCUUUUGGUAAUGAUAACGAGGUCUUGAAAAGCGGCAGGAACAUCACUGUCCAGACCAUCUCAGGAACUGGAUCUCUGCGCAUUGGAGCCAACUUUCUGUCUCGUUUCCACGGAGGUCCACGUGAUGUGUACCUGCCCAAACCUUCCUGGGGAAACCACACACCAAUCUUUAGAGACGCAGGCAUGCAGCUCAAAGCGUACAGAUACUACGACCCGUCCACCUGUGGCUUCGACUUCACAGGAGCUCUUGAUGACAUCUCUAAAAUCCCAGAGCAGAGUGUGAUCAUGUUGCACGCGUGCGCCCACAACCCUACCGGUGUGGACCCCAGGCCUGAGCAGUGGAAGGAAAUUUCUGACAUUGUGAAGAAAAGGAACCUGCUGGUGUUCUUUGACAUGGCCUAUCAGGGCUUCGCCAGCGGAGACAUUGAUCGUGAUGCCUGGGCUGUGCGCUACUUCAUCGAGCAGGGACACAACAUCCUGCUGUCCCAGUCCUUUGCCAAGAACAUGGGGCUCUACGGUGAGCGUGUGGGCGGCUUCUCGGUGGUGUGUAAAGACGCAGAGGAGGCAAAGAGGGUCGAGUCUCAACUUAAGAUCCUCAUCAGACCCAUUUACUCCAACCCACCCAUGAACGGAGCUAGAAUCGCAGCAACCAUUCUCCACACACCUGAACUCUACUCAAUCUGGCUGGGUGAGGUCAAGGAAAUGGCUGAACGCAUCAUUAAGAUGAGAGAAAUGCUGGUGGCCGGUCUGAAGAAGGAGGGCUCCUCCCAGAACUGGCAGCACGUCAUCGAUCAGAUCGGGAUGUUCUGCUUCACUGGCCUCAAACCCGAACAGGUUGAGCGCCUGACAAAGGAGUUUUCCGUGUACAUGACCAAGGAUGGCAGAAUCUCCAUGGCAGGCGUGACCUCUGGGAAUGUGGGCUACCUGGCACAGGGGAUCCAUGCGGUCACCAAGUAGAGUGGAUCCUGCUGGGAGAGCUAUGAAAUCAAAGCAGCAGUGAUAUCGAGGAGCUCAAUGCGUCACUUAUUCUCUGUCUCCUCCAUUCCACCUUUUUAGAAAAGAGCACUAUGUUUAGUUAGGCAUUUUCUUGAUCGGAUUUCAUCACGAGUUUAACUUGGAAACGGUUUCUCCUGUCAAACCCAUUUAGAUUCAGUUUUUAUUUUUGGAUGGUUUACAUUUCACUUAACUGGCUCCCCUGCUAAAUUUUAAAUUGCAUGUCUUCCUCCUGACGGAUCAUCUUUGCUUAUUUAUUAUCUGGAAUCAACUCUUGGCUGUGCAUUACUGUUCUCCUCUAUGUGUGCUGUUCAUCUGCUUUGGGCUCACUCACUAUAAAACAUCCAGAUUCGGGGUAAUGUUAGACGGUGCACUAUUGAGAUCUCUGUGUCUUUGUGAAAGCCUGUAGAAUAUGUGAGUUUUUCUUCUUUCUUUGUUUUGUCUUAAUUCUAAUGGUGGCAUUUUAGCACUUUAUAAGUUGUAAUGCACUGUUUGCGUUUCCAGAUUAGGCAUAGCAUCCUGUUUUCAUUCGUCAAUCACAUAAUCAGUUCUCUAUCAGGCUAUCUGUAAUGGUCCAUCUGAACUAAUCAAUCAUCCAGUAAUGUCCUCAAUAUCUGUCUUUGGAAUUUUCCUAACCAUCUCCCUUAUAAUCAGUACUUUUCCAGAGGGUUUUGUAAAUCUUUUUUUGGUUUCAAUAGUUGGUGGCACAACAGCAGUUUUUCAGUCAGUCUUUUUUUUUUACCCCUUAUAUAAAAAACAAGCACACAAGCCAGUUUUAAUUUCAAUCAUGGAGACUUUGUAUUUAACACAAAUGUCUCUCAGUAUGGUUAAUAAAGAUGAGUGGGGUGCGUUCUGGGGUAAAGACAUAAACACAUGCUGCUCAUUCUCUCAGGCAUCUUGGUGUACAUGAAUCUGUUCAUCUUUGUGAGGGUGAGACACAAACGACAUUUCAAAACAUGGGGUUUGCCCCAAGUCUGCUCAUACUUCUGGUACUACGCCUCCAUGUUUUGCAUUCUGUCAGAAUAUAAUGGAUCACUGGACAUGUACCUUAUUGAACAAACAAUAAAUGGUAAUAGAGAA